GUUCAUUUUUUUCAAAAUGAAGGGUUUGCUUGUGGCUUUGCUUUGAGCUGUAUCGGCUCUAGCCUUAUCCGAUGAGUGUUUGGAGGAGCUCAACUUUGGUAACUGCACAGAACUAAGCCCAAGAAGGACAAGGUAUGGUCAUAGUAAAUUUACCGGUGGCAUUGGAUACACAGAAAGCGAGUGUGGCCCAAAGCUCAAUAAAUUCGAGACCAAAGAACAAUGCGAGAAAAAAUGUGCACCAGAUCGCUGCACAAAACCUCUCGAGAAAGGACCAUGUGAGGCUAUGGGUACGAUACUGUCACUAAAAAGUGCUGAGAAUUUACUUACGGCGGCUGCGGUGGAAAUAACAACAUGUUUGAGACUAUCGCGGAAUGUCGCGAAGUGUGUAAUGAUCCUUUUGUAG
Cylicocyclus nassatus is the source of this 403-nucleotide messenger RNA. NCBI's taxonomy places the organism in Eukaryota, Metazoa, Nematoda, Chromadorea, Rhabditida, Strongylidae. The record is from the annotation of a GenBank genome assembly.